GCGCCCCUCUUCUACUUAGCAGUGAGCGACUUCAGGGCUUUGCGCUCACAUUUGCUGGCGAAAAGCCCCCUUUUUAUUGUUUGCUACAUAUAGAUUUAUCUUCUGUGCUGGUUAUCGGAGUCUGUUUUUUAUCGCAUUACAUCCACGCUCAAUUCAGCCAGUCAUCAUGGCCGAUACCUACGGAAACGAGAAGAUCGCGGUCACCGAUGCACGGCCUGAGGCCACGGUUCUUUAUGGGGAAGAGAAGAACCAGGUGCACUCUGUCGCGGAGUCGACAGAGAAUAGCGACCGCCAGCAGGAGCCGGAGAAGCAGGGACGGAUGGCGCGACUCUUCACGUAUAUGAAGACGCGCGAGUUCUGGAUUGUCAUUGUACUUGGACAAAUUAUCGCUUUGGCCAAUAUUAGCUCAUCCACGUUCUCGUCCCUCCUCUCCAUGAAAGGCACCAGUAUCCCGGCUUUCCAGACAUUAUGGGUUUAUGUUCUCCUCAAUCUGGUUUAUUCCAGCAUUACCAUCUACAACUAUGGCUUCAAGAAAUGGUUUCGUCUUCUUUACACAGAUUGCUGGAGAUAUUUCAUCCUUUCGUUCUUGGAUGUUGAGGGCAACUACUUCAUGGUUCUAGCAUACCGUUACACCUCGCUGCUGAGUGCCGAGCUGUUCAGUUUCUGGACUAUUAUUGUUAUUGUCAUCAUCUCCUUCAUCUUCUUGCACGUUCGGUACCACAUCACCCAGUACAUUGGCGUAUUUGUCGCUUGUGGCGGGAUGGGUCUUUUGAUUGCUUCCGAUUACCUUCGAGGCGCCAAUUACCCUGCUGCAAAUCAGCUGAAAGGCGAUCUAUUUGCUCUACUGGCUAGUUCCAUCUACGCCUUCAGCAACCUGUUUGAAGAAUACAUGGUCUCCAAGCGUCCCAUGUACGAGGUUAUUGGUCAAAUGGGUUUUUGGGGCAUGUUUAUCAACGGCGUGCAAUGCGCCAUCUUUGAUCGUGGUCAAUUUAACGGCGCCGUCUGGGACGGACAAGUCGCCGGCUAUAUUGUCGGUUAUACCCUUGUUCUCUUCAUUUUCUACACUCUCGCACCCAUAUUGCUGCGUAUUUCUUCCGCGACUUUCUUCAACAUUUCGCUGUUGACCAUGAAUUUCUGGGGUUUGAUUAUUGGUAUUCAGGUUUUCCACUACUCGGUUCACUUCUUGUAUCCGAUCGCUUUCGUCAUGAUUGUUCUCGGUCUGUUUGCGUACUUUCUUGGAGAAGGUAAACUUGGUGAAUCCUUCAAGCCAUGGUUGGGAAAGGACCAGGAACUUGGUGUCGACGGUGUGGGAACUGCUCGUCGCGCAAAGGAAACUGGUCAUGCGAUUGUUUAAUCCUGCAUUUCAAAUUCCGAUCCAGGAAUUACUGAACUAGAGGUUCAAAGAUGUUUUCAACGUCGCGUGUGUGCGGAUGUUGUUACAGAUGUGGUGAGUGGGGACGAUAUUCCUUACUUAUAGUUAAUCAUAAUUAGAAUAUUCACUCGGUCUGCGGAGCAAUACUGGUGGAAAUAUCUUGAAUGAUUCAAUGCGCAUUGUCAUGAUUUGUCC
Molecule: messenger RNA, 1567 nt
Organism: Talaromyces stipitatus ATCC 10500
Lineage: Eukaryota; Fungi; Ascomycota; Eurotiomycetes; Eurotiales; Trichocomaceae
Exons: 2
Coding region: 167-1354 (395 amino acids)
Biological process (GO): transmembrane transport
Cellular component (GO): membrane
Molecular function (GO): transmembrane transporter activity
Source: RefSeq, a predicted model, not a curated record